CAAAUUAUUUAUUGUUUAAAUAGUAUAGGUAUGUACUUAUAGAUAUAUUUUAAAGUACACAAUUUAAAUAUUUACACCUAUAUAUAUAUAAUUCAACAUCAUUAUAUUGCAUAUUAGUAAAACUCAAAAUGAUUUCCUUAAUAAAUAUUGUAUGUAUUUUUAGCGUGUUUAGUUUGGCUUUAGGUAGACACACUCUUAAAAUAGUCGAGGGUGAAGAUGCUGACAUAAAAGAUUACCCUUAUAUGGCAGCAUAUACAGGAAAUAAAGGCGGAAGGUUAAUAUGCGGAACUGCUAUUAUUAACGAAAACACUUUACUGACAGCAGCACACUGUAUGUUUUUUGAGAAACCAUCUGAAGCAACGAUUACUUAUGGCGCUACGAUAUUUUAUGAGGGCACACAAACAAAUAUCUCUCAAACAUUUAUACACGAAAAUUUUACUGGAAAGUCUCCAUUCACAAAUGACAUUGCAGUAUUAAAGAUUGACCCUCCUCUAGUUUUUAGUGAAACCGUCCAACCAAUUAAGUUGCCGCAAAGUAAUACGCCAAAUCCAGAAGGAAAAAUUGCAAAAUUCGCAGGAUGGGGUAUAAGUAGUUUUGAAAUAUUCCACAUUACAACAAAACUUCAAAAAGUAAAUCUGACAAUAACCGAUAAUGAAACAUGCGAAGGAAUUUUUAAGGGUACUGAUCAUCCGGUCGACUCUGAAAAGCAAAUAUGUGCACAGGCUGAUACGUCUGAUGGUAAAAUGAGAGGAGUAUGUAAUGGAGAUUCAGGUGGUCCACUAGUUAUUGAUGGAGUUACCUAUGGAAUUACUUCAACUGGCCCUGGUGGAUGUGGAAAUUCGACAUACCCAACAAUCUACACGAGGGUUGCCAAUUAUAUAGACUGGAUUUCAGAUAAACUAUAAAUAUGUAAUUUUAAACAUUUUUAACUUAAUUAAAAUAUUUUAUUCAUCUUUA
Molecule: messenger RNA, 957 nt
Organism: Psylliodes chrysocephalus
Lineage: Eukaryota; Metazoa; Arthropoda; Insecta; Coleoptera; Chrysomelidae
Source: the annotation of a GenBank genome assembly